Eimeria mitis is the source of this 477-nucleotide messenger RNA. Its product is annotated as IMP dehydrogenase / GMP reductase domain containing protein, putative. The transcript is spliced from 3 exons. Lineage: Eukaryota; Apicomplexa; Conoidasida; Eucoccidiorida; Eimeriidae. Bases 1 to 477 code for a protein of 158 amino acids. The record is from RefSeq and is a predicted model, not a curated record.
AUGCGAGGCGUCGCAGCCGCUGGACGCGUCGGUCUUCAUCCCCAGACUCCACGAACCCCAGCAGCAGCAGCAGCAGCAGCAGCAGCAAAAGCAGCAAAAGCAGCAGCAGCAGCAGCAGCAGCAGCAGCAGCAGCAGCAGCAGCAGCGGGAAAAAAAGCUCAGACACUAGCAAAUGUUGCUGCUGCUGCUGCUGCUGCUAUGCCUCCUAUUACUCCUGCUGCAGCACUGCCAGCAGCAGCAGCAACAGGAGCAGCAGCAGCAACAGCAGCAACAGCAGCAGCAGCAGGAGGAUCAGGUCUGAGUGUACAGGAGAAGCGGCGUUUGCUGUGGGGUAAGAAGAAGCCUAGCGACCAGCAGCAGCAGCAGCAGCAGCAGGACGAGCAGCAGCAGCAGCAGCAGCAGCAGCAGCAGCAGCAAGACAGUGAAGCAGCAUCAGACCCUAAUAAAUACUCGCUCUCCUUCAGCAGCAGACAGUGA